AUGCUCGUCGUUUCUGCAACGCCCAAAGCACCACCAGCGCCGACACUCAGCCGAGCUUCCCGAGCUUCGAGGCGGCCUGAGACCAGCUGGGCCUCAGGCGUGCGCACGGGCGCAGGCCUUGUUUCUCUGCUGCCAGCGAUGCCAGCAGAGCUGAAGCUUCCGGACAACAAGGUCCCUGGCUGCUUGAGCACUGUGCAUGUGAGUGCCCGGCUGGAGGAGGACGGCACCGUCAGCUUCCAAGGAGACUCAGAUGCCCUGAUAUCCAAAGGCCUUUGUGCUUUGCUGGUGCUGUGCCUUAGCGGCUGUACGCCCGAGGAAAUUGCCAGCGUGAAGCCCGAGUUUAUCAAGGCCUCCGGGAUUUCGGCGGCUUUGACGCCGGGCCGUAACAAUGGCUUCUUCAACAUGCCGCGACCCAAGAGUGCACGAGAG
Messenger RNA from Symbiodinium sp. CCMP2456, 429 nucleotides. NCBI's taxonomy places the organism in Eukaryota, Dinophyceae, Suessiales, Symbiodiniaceae. The record is from the annotation of a GenBank genome assembly.